Molecule: messenger RNA, 459 nt
Organism: Tauraco erythrolophus (red-crested turaco)
Lineage: Eukaryota; Metazoa; Chordata; Aves; Musophagiformes; Musophagidae
Gene: UCN3
Product: urocortin 3
Biological process (GO): digestion; cellular response to nutrient levels; hormone-mediated signaling pathway
Cellular component (GO): extracellular region
Molecular function (GO): corticotropin-releasing hormone receptor 2 binding; hormone activity
Source: RefSeq, a predicted model, not a curated record
AUGCCCCACACCAGGCUGCUGCUCCUCCUCGCCGCCGAGACCGGCCAGGCUCUCCGCCUCUACAACGCCGCCUCCAUCUUCAGCUGCCUCAACGCAGCACUCGACGAAGCCCAGAAGAGCCGUCCAGAGGAAAACGCCGUCUUGGACAAGCGCGGCUUCGACUCCCCAUCGCCAGAGGAGGCAUCUGAGGAGGAGGAGAAGGAGGAAGCAACGGAUGAAGACAUGGGGAAAAGGACGUUCCCAGGGGAAGGCCAUUACAAAUACGUUUCCCAAGCACAGGUGAAGGGUAAGGCGUACCAAAACCGGGCCAAGAGCGACCGCCGCACCAAGGUCACCCUCUCCCUUGACGUCCCCACCAACAUCAUGAACAUCCUCUUCAACAUCGCCAAAGCCAAGAACUUGCGGGCGAAGGCCGCUGCCAACGCGCACCUCAUGGCCCAAAUCGGGCGGAGGAAGUGA